Molecule: messenger RNA, 4132 nt
Organism: Lindgomyces ingoldianus
Lineage: Eukaryota; Fungi; Ascomycota; Dothideomycetes; Pleosporales; Lindgomycetaceae
Product: Aso-1
Exons: 3
Coding region: 280-3927 (1215 amino acids)
Cellular component (GO): membrane
Molecular function (GO): protein binding
Source: RefSeq, a predicted model, not a curated record
CCUCGCGCAACCUCACUUCCAAUUUCCUUAAGCUGCGGGCGAGUCUCCGCGAAGUACCCCCCCCAAGAGCCUGCAUCAGCCUGUUCUUAAAAGCUGUCACCUACUCCUGCUGUCAGCCGCGUCAUAUCGACCUACCCCGCGAGCAGCCCACCAUUUUACCGACGUCGCUCCCGCUGCUUGCACCUUCACCUGCACCCGUUUCCCAAAAUAAGUCGACGCUUGUCAUCGCGCGGAAGAUCCAACAUCUCACAACCACUGCCUACAUAAGCGACUACGGCCAUGGACGGUCGUCGUCAAGGACGGCCAGAGGAGGAGCUCUUCCUGCGGCCUUCCGAGACUGCACCAGACACUCCCACCGUCGGGCCUCUGCGGAUCCAGAAGCAUGAAGGCAAGAGCCCUCCACCGAGGACCGACUCUGCGGGUAGCUCUAAAGAGCCACCCGCAGCCUUCUCGCGCCCUCCACCUAUGCCAACAUUUCCUGCGCCGCCCACAGCACCCCCGACUGCCCCUUUACCCUACCCAGACGACCGACCAUCGAAGCAGGCUCCGCCGGGCCAGGCGCGAUAUACCCCCCUGAGUGAGAGGGAACGGGCUGGGAAGAAUGCGACCCCGCCAGAAGGAGAAGGAAGGAGGAGGAGGUCGAGCGCCGCGGCGCCUUCUCCAAGUUCCACCCGCGCCCACUUCGAGGCAAACGAUCCGAACAGACCAACAGUUUCGGGCUAUGGAUACGGUCCUGGCAGAGCUGCAGACGGCUCAGUACAGCCAUCCAAGCUAGCUGAGCGUCGAGGUACUGCGCCCAAGCCUCUCCCAGAAUCCCCAGGACCAGAGACGCCAGAUAAGGAGGGACUAUUUCAGAGGGCCCCGAAACGAGAGGGCAGCACCGACGGAAACCCGUUUCCCGAGUACCACCAGCAGUACUGGCCUCCUCCCACGCCAAAAGCCACCGAUCCCGCACUGAUGAUCCCCAAUCCUCGAGGCGUGAACCGACUGAGCUCGACAGCUUCGACGUCAACCACACGAGCCCAGAGAGGAUCCCCCCCUCCCCCGGAGACACCAAUCAUCCCCCCUCCCAGUGGCGGCAUUGAGGCUCGCUUUGCCGCGGCAGGAAUCGCCGGCGCAUCGACCCUCACGAAUUUGCAGGCACAGACCGCUCAGAACGCAGCUGCCGCGCAGAGGAGCCAAGUGUAUGCAAACAGCCAGCCUAAACCGAGUGUUUCCUCACCGCCACCUCAGCAGCAACCGCCGAGGAGGCCUUGGACUCCAACCGAGCAACCUGGAAGUCAGCCGCAUGGUCCCCCCACAGUAUAUCAAGGCAUGAAUCAGGUUCAGAACAGUCCACCGCAAGCAUCGGCAUCCACUGCCGCACCUCCACCCGCUACCAACGCCAACGCGGCCCCAGAACACCCUCUUACCCAGGAUAUGAGCCGUAUGAAUGUAAAUGAGGAACCACCACCAGCAUACUCGAGCAUCUCCCACCCGGCAGUUGGCGCAGGAGCAACAACUGCGCAAGGCUACCCGAACGAGAAGCGGAAUCAGAGCAUAUCUUCACCAGCACCCCAGGCUAGCGUGAUGAGCGAUCCUAACAUGCAGGCACAUCCUGCAUUCGCCAACGAUCCGCGCCAGCAUCAAACAGCCCCAUCACCACAAGCAGGAGUUGUUGCACCAACUCCGCAGGCAAAUCAAGUCCCACAAGCGCAACAUGCAACCACGCCAAGCCCAGCACCGGGCCCUGGACCAGGGCCUGCAUCUCCUCCACCGCUACCCGAGGGAUGGAUCGCGCAUCUUGAUCCAAAUUCAGGUCAAUACUACUAUAUCCACCUCCCAACACAAUCUACGCAAUGGGAAUUUCCGAAGGGCCCCACUCCCUUGAAUCUGAAUGAGCCAAUGUCCCCUACAAAUUCAUUUGCUAAUCCACUGAGUUCUCCAGGUUUUGGGAAGACUCCUCUUGCUUCGCCAGGAUUUCCAGCGCAAACUGCGGCAUAUCCGGGGGAUAUGAUGGGCAUGGCACCACUCGCGACGCCAACUGCAGCUGGCUUCACAGGACCACCUCCAGCAGCAGGGGUAGAUAUGUAUAAAAUUGCUCCGACAAACAGCGUAUACUUCGGUCCGUAUCUGAGGUACACAAACAUGGACAUCGAGCGAGGUUUGUGGCUUGGGUCUAUUCUUCUCAUUACGAACACUCCGCAUCCUCCAACCAUCCACAUCCACCAGAGUGUUGACCUAUCUCCAAACCCGAGGCAGCUCAAAGCAAAUCCAAUCUACAGCCACCAGACAUGGAUCUUCUACAGGUACGAUGUUGAGCUAAAGAUGGAGGAAGAUCAUGCUGCGAAAUGGACCUAUGCCAUUACCUCGCAUUUGGGAUGUACACGUUUCGAAUUCUUAGUCGCCGGACGCCAUGAGCCAAGCUGGCGCUUUAUUGCGCAUUCAGGCAAUGACUUCGCUCUAAACGUCAACGCCAACGAGAGGGCAAAGCUUGGCGGUAUUGGUUUUAUGUGGAAGGACAUCCUUCAGAAGAAUGCUGAGUGUGGCGGUUUCCACGUACAGCUCGGUUUGGGCGGACAAAUCUAUGCGGAUCGAUUGUGGAAAGAAAUCCCUCUCCUCAAGCAGUGGACAGCGACUAGCGGCAAGGAGAAUCGGAAAAAUGCGCCUUGGACUGCUAAGCACGAAGAGGAAGUAUGCCACGCAUACUUCCAUUAUUACACGAGCCAUUUUGAUCAGCCUCAUCUGAGGGAAGCCUUUGCGCAGAUUCCACAUAUCUUGGCACUAGAUGACCAUGACAUUUUCGAUGGCUUUGGCUCAUAUCCGGAGUACAUGCAGUUCUCUAACAUGUUUAAGAACAUUGGGAGGAUAGGAAUCGAGAUGUUCCUCUUGUUUCAGCACCACACGACAUUGGAAAUUCUUCGUAAUGUCAGCAAUGAUGUCGAUCUCUUCACCAUCACAGGAACCGGCUGGCAUUUUAUCAAGUACCUUGGCCCUUGCGUCGUGGUAGUCGGGCCGGAUUGCCGCUCCGAGCGGAAUCCUCACCAAGUUAUGGCAGGUCCAACAUACCAAGGUAUCUUCCCGAAGGUUGCUACGCUCCCUCCGAGCGUGCAACAUUGCAUCUGGAUGGUUCCUGUGCCUGUCAUUUAUCCCCGGCUGGAGUCAAUUGAGCACCUAGCUAAUACAAUGGCAACGAGCAAAAAGGCGCUCACAGGCACCUUUAACGUGGUUGGGAAGGUGACGAGUUCAGUUGCUGGUGUCGUCGGGGCCAAGAGUAUGGUUGGCGACGGCUUCAACUCGGUUAAGAAAGCCAUUGGCAAAUCCGGACUCAUGAGUAGUGUUCUGAGCCCGUUUGGAGAGAUAGAUAUGCUCGACGAGCUCAGGGACCAGUGGACACACGAUUCGAAGGACCUCGAGCGCACAUAUCUUAUCCGCACUCUUCAAGGUAUUGCACACAACAAGUCAUUGCGCAUGACUUUCUUCUCCGGUGGUGUCGACUGCUGUGGUGCUGGCCUUGUCCAUGAUCCGUCGAAACCACAAGAUCAUAAGACGAUGUACCAAAUCAUCUCUUCGUCUGUGGUCAACGCACCCCCGAGCAACUACGUGCUCCGUCUGCUACACAACAAUCGCGCACUCUACGUGCCUGCUAACGGCCACCGCAGCACGCACACCCCGUCCGACACCAAGGAAGACAUGAUGGAGAUUUUCACGCAAGACGUCAAUGGCACAGCUCGCGAGUAUAAGCGGCUCAUGGGGCGGCGCAACUACGUUGCAUGCGUCAUCUACGACCCCGAGAUUGUCAAUGGCACGUUCGGACAAGCAGUGCCAGGCCACGGUAGCGGUAAACUGAGUCUUGCGAUGGAUUUCAUGGUGCAGAAUGAAGGACCGUACAGCGCGCCAAUGAAGUACGGACCCGUCAUAGUGCCGAGCUUGGAGUACGGCCGGUAAACAUGCCAUGUGCUCUACUUAUUCUUGUCAUAUUCCCUCUUGCCCCUUCUGAUGUGAUUUUUUGAGGCGAGCAUGCAUAGCAAGCAGAGACAAUGGUUUGGUUUGGCAAUUGUGUGACCUCUUUUGGUGGCUUGGCGCGUUUCCUGCAGUUUUGCGGCUUCUUGGAGCAAGAUGAUAGAUAUGAUGAGUAGCCAACUAUGAAACU